ACUACUGUUAAAAAUUUAUAAGAUAUUGAUAAAAUAUGUCUGGUGGGGACGCCAGGUUCAGGAAUUCUCUCCCGGGCCCCGGGUCCUACCAGCAGGGGACGGGACGCCAAGAUUACGGUCAACCUAGGUUUCCAGGAUCAUACUCUGGUCAGACCAGUUAUGGAUCCACUCAGCGGAUGGUUGGAAACCCUCUGAGCAAAAGGAAUUAUCCAACUCAACCUGGGGCUCAGGAGAAUAGUUUAAGAAGUCUCCACCAGAAGAACAGACUGCUACGCGCGCAGAUUGGAGUCCCUUCAGUCCAGCUUAAUCGUUCGGUAGGACUUCAGCAACCUGGUGGAGCUUAUAUGGACGGGGAUAACGGUUUCCAUGCUCCAGGUGGUGUUGCGAAUAUCAGAGGAGGGUAUGGAAACUUAAAGGACGGACUAGUUAAGCAACAACCUUUUAAUUCACACCAACAACCGUUUAAUUCACAGCAAUUUGAUCCACAGCUACAGCCGUUCAAUCCACAGCAAUAUAAUCCUCCCCAACAGCAGUAUAAUCCACAGCAACAGCAGUUUACUCCACAACAGCAUCAACUGCCGCAACAGCAAUAUCCGCAGCUCGGAACCGUAGUUAAUAAUCAGGUUGGAGUAGAACAGGAAAGGAAGACCUUGAACCCGGAGAAGGAGAAAAAGGAGGCGAGUUUGGUCGGAGGAGGAAGGAUUAACGAAGAAUCGAACAAGAAGUUCUCAAAUCUCAGGAUAUUGACUGGGCGUGUGAAGCGUGUGAAGGAAUGGAUAAACUUCCAGCUUUCAUUUCCUGUUCUUUUCGUGGUUCAUGGCCGACUCCUAGCCGCAGUGCAAAGUAUUGGAAGCACCAGGGUUGGAGAGGAUAGGAAUGUCUCCAGGAAGACCUUUGUACUGGUAGAUCUGGAGGAUAAAGCGCAGAGGCUGAGAUGCGUCUAUUAUGAGAUAGAUCGGAGACUGGAUCUUCUAGACAGUGGGACAAGAGUUAAGGUAAAGUAGGUUUAUUAUGAGAUAGAUCGGAGACUGGAUCUUCUAGACAGUGGGACAAGAGUUAAGGUGACAGGGCGAGGUCAGGAGGAUGGAAGUAUCCUCGCAUUUAGUAUGAUCGAGGUUAACCCUAGUCUGGAGGACAGAUUCCUUC
This is a messenger RNA of Eurytemora carolleeae, 1146 nucleotides long. RefSeq lists its product as uncharacterized. Bases 36 to 1004 code for a protein of 322 amino acids. The transcript has 5 exons. The record is from RefSeq and is a predicted model, not a curated record. NCBI's taxonomy places the organism in Eukaryota, Metazoa, Arthropoda, Copepoda, Calanoida, Temoridae.